This is a messenger RNA of [Torrubiella] hemipterigena, 2811 nucleotides long. The record is from the annotation of a GenBank genome assembly. Lineage: Eukaryota; Fungi; Ascomycota; Sordariomycetes; Hypocreales; Clavicipitaceae.
AUGAAGUGGUUACUGGCGGCUACUGCUAACCUCAUCGUGCUCGCACAGCGUACCUGUGCUACGAACAGCCAACAGUCAAUCCACGAGUUUAGCGCAGAGACGUGGACGGUUACGAAUGAAUAUGGAAACAUCACUGUUCCAGGCAGCUACCCAUCCCAGGUCCAUCUUGACUUGAACCAUGCUGGGGUCAUAACGAGUCCGUAUUACGGCUUAAACGAGUUCAAUCUGCGAUGGAUUGCUGCCCAAAAUUGGACCUACACCAGCAAACCGAUUAAGAAUCUCCGUAAGGAUGGUACGACAUCGAGCCAUUUGGUCUUUGAUGGCCUCGAUACAUACACAACAAUUACCUUUUGCAACAAAAUUGUUGGCACCGCCGAUAACCAGUUUAGGCAGUGGUACUUUGAUGUUACAGACGUGCUAGAGCAGUGCCCCGACCAAGAACCGGUUCUAAGCCUCAACUUCGGUAGCGUCCCCAGGAUUAUUAAUGCACUCAAUGCUAGCAGCUCUGAAACAUGGCCAAGCAUAUCCGUAUACGCUUAUGAGUAUCCGAACAGACACUUUGUUCGCAAAGAGCAGAAUGACUUUGGAUGGGAUUGGAGCCCAGCGUUUGUCCCAACAGGCCCAUGGCGCGAUGGGCGCAUCGUGCAACUCCAAAAGCGUGUUCAAGCAUACCAGUUAAACACGGCAAUUGAUGUGUACCGCAAGGGUCAAGUGAACAACUUUGCACCAGACCAGUCACAGCCCUGGAUUGUCAAUGCCAGCGUCGAUUUCAUCGGCAUUCUGCCCAAAAACAGCCAGCUACGCGCCGUUAUUACUGAUGUCAGUGAUGAGUCGAAGGUCUUGUACUCUGGCGAAAUGGAAAAUGUGUCCAGCUCGAAUAUGACGAUUACAGGUUCCAUAUCCAUUGAUUGUGAUAAGCCAAAACUUUGGUGGCCAAGAGACAUGGGGUCCCAGAACCUCUACAAGAUCAAAGUCUUUGUCCCCUCUACAUGCGGUACAACACCGAUAUUGACGACUGAGAAACGCAUUGGAUUUAGAACCAUUCUGCUCGAUGUUGGAAAUGUCACGAAUGCACAAAUUUCGAGAGGCUACAAACCCGGUAAUAAUUGGCAUUUCGAGAUCAAUGGCCACGAAUUCUACUCCAAGGGCGCCAACAUGGUGCCCCCCGAUGCCUUCUGGCCAAGAGUUAGUAAAGGCAGUAUGAACAAUCUUUUCGAAUCUGUCGAAGCCCAAAACUUCAACAUGUUGCGCGUCUGGUCCUCUGGGGCUUACCUUCCUGACUUUAUCUACGACAUCGCAGACGAACGCGGUGUGCUACUCUGGAGCGAAUUCGAGUUUGGUGACAGCUUAUAUCCCGAUGACCCAGCUUUCUUGCAGAAUGUUGUUGGUGAAGUUACAUACAACGUUCGCCGCAUCAAUCACCACCCGUCACUUGCCUGCUGGGUGGGAGGAAAUGAGCUGGAGAACCUUAUGUUGCCACUUACAUAUCAAGCUGCUCCGGAUGGACUCAACUACUUUGUCGGUCAAUAUGAAGACCUCUUCAUCACGACAAUUUUCAAGACGCUGGUUGCCAACAGCCGAUCCAUCUCGUAUACCCCUUCCAGCGGCAAUAACGGCUUCACCAAUAUUGACUUUAGUUUGCCAGUGCCAAUGGUGCAACGCUACAACAAUAAGACAGCGGGCGAGAUGUACGGCGACACGGAAUUUUAUAACUACGACACGUCGAUAUCGUUUAAUAUUUCCAAAUAUCCCGUGGGGCGAUUCUCUACAGAAUUCGGAUUUCCGAGUAUGCCUAGCCUGGAGACUUGGAAGCAGGUAUUGGAUGAUCAAGACUUGCAUUUCAACUCGUCAACAAUCACGCUUCGCAAUCAUCACUACCCCCCCAACAGUCUCGCCACUGACAACUAUGCAAAUGGUACAAAAGGAUUAGCUGAGAUGACCCUGGGUGUUGAGCGAUACUAUCCGGCCCCCAACAAGAAAGACCCAAUUGGAAAUUUCAGCUCAUGGUGUCAUGCAACUCAGUUGUUCCAAGCCGACUUUUACAAAAACCAGAUUCAGUUUUAUCGCCAUGGAAGUGGAAUGCCAGAGAGACAACUGGGUUCUCUCCUCUGGCAGCUAAACGAUGUUUGGCAAGCGCCUAGCUGGGCUGCGAUUGAGUACGAUGGGCGCUGGAAGGUCCUUCCAUAUGUUGUUAGAAAUGCCUACAAACAUAUCACCGUAUCGCCACUGUGGGAUUACGAACAUGGCGAACUGGAGCUAUGGGUUACGUCUGAUUUAUGGGAGCGCGUGUCCGGGACUGUAUCACUUUCUUGGGUGGACUUGCGCGGUAAGCCUAUCACCGACAAUGCCGGCAUGCCUACUUCUUUGGAUUUCCAAGUUGAGGCGAUAAAUAGCACCCGCAUUGUCAGGACCAAUAUGAGGGAUGUUACACUCCCUGACAUGAAGGAUGCGCUUUUGUUGCUGAGUUUGAAGGCAUCUGGCCAUCUGCCUAAUGGUGAUGAAAUGAUUGAGUUUAGCCAUGAGAACCAUUUCAUACCCGUUUGGCCAAAGGAUCUCAAGCUGGUGGACCCUGGCCUGAAGAUAUCCUAUAACCAAGAGUCAGGCAAAUUUGACGUCGAGGCUACGAAGGCGGUAUCACUGUAUACAUGGUUGCACCACUCUGAGGACGUGAGCGGAUUCUUUGACGACAAUGCAUUUAUUCUACUCCCUGGUCAAAAGAAGGAAGUUGAUUUCAAGGUGCAGCAUGACACGGACAUUGCCUGGAUGAAGGAUAUUACGAUCCAGAGUUUGUGGGAUCUUACGACAGAGUAA